GAGAGUUUUUAUUUAUUGGCUGGCAUAAUGAAGGAUCACUACAUCUGGAAUUGAGUCUUUCUUGAGCACGUGGCAAAGUUAUAAUGUCUUGGCUUCUAAAUUCAACUCUUAAUGGUUCAACAUCUAAUCUUGCGGACUCCUCAGGCCAACCCUAUACCACAUUGUUUUCUGGCCAGUCUGCGGCAGUGCCUGGGUUCCAUCCUUCUGGUGGUCUUCAAGGAUUGCAUAAUAUUCAUGGAAGCUUCAACCUGCCAAAUGUGCCUGGUUCGCUUGCAUCCAGAGAGGCCACAAUGGGUGUUGUACCAUCAGGUGGUGUUCAGCAACCAGGAGGAAGCAUUCCUAGUGGACGGUUCUCAUCAAACAAUCUUUUGGUUGCAUUAUCUCAGAUGCCUCAUGGCUCUGGUGUCACAAAUAGAGGGGGUAUUAAUGUUGUUGGAAAUCAUGCUUUUAGUAGUAGUAAUAUUAAUGGAGUCACUGGGUCAAUAACUGGUAUUUCCUCAAGUUCAGCUUCUAGGAAUCGUAGUUCUGUUCCUGGUUUGGGAGUUUCUCCAGUAUUGGGUAAUGUAGGGCCAAGACUUACAAGCUCUGUAGGCAACAUUGUUGGCAGUGGUAACAUGGGAAGAAGCAUCAGUUCUGGAGGAUUAUCUGUGCCCGGUUUAGCUUCACGAGUAAACUUAGCUACUAAUAAUGGGUCAAGGAGUCUCAAUGUACAAGGAACCAACAGAUUAAUCAGUAGCAUGCUUCAACAGGGUAGUUUUCUUGCUUUCCUUGAAGCUCUUCAAUUUCUGUUUGCAUAUUAAUUUAAUCUUGGCGCAAGUGUCU
Molecule: messenger RNA, 822 nt
Organism: Zingiber officinale
Lineage: Eukaryota; Viridiplantae; Streptophyta; Magnoliopsida; Zingiberales; Zingiberaceae
Product: probable NOT transcription complex subunit VIP2
Exons: 4
Coding region: 84-800 (238 amino acids)
Biological process (GO): nuclear-transcribed mRNA poly(A) tail shortening
Cellular component (GO): CCR4-NOT core complex; P-body
Source: RefSeq, a predicted model, not a curated record